AUGGCAGCAGCAACAGUGACUCUCUCUGACGGCAGGAGACUGGCCUACGACCUCUCCGGCCCCGUCGACGCCCCCGUCGUGCUUCUGUCCAACUCGUUGAUGACCAACUUCCACGCCUGGGACCCGUUCACCGCCGAGCUGCAGUCGAAAGGCUUCCGCGUGCUGCGAUGGGACCUGCCGGGCCACGGGGGGUCGUCGGCGCCGCAGGACGUGUCAUCGACAACCUUUCCGAGCAUCAGCGCGGACGUGGCGGCGCUGGUCGCGGCGCUGAAGAUUGAGCGCAUCCACGCGUGGAUCGGCAUCUCCAUGGGCGCCGCGCUGGGCGUGUACUUCGUGACGCAGAACCCGGGCGUGGUGCGGAAUCUGGUCGUGGCCGAUACCAUCACAUCGUCGCCUGUCAACGCGGGCACGCCGGACGUUUUCGCUCCCCGAGUCGAGCUGGCGCAGAAGGACAGCAAUGCUAUCGCCACGCUGGCGGAGCAGACGCUGGAGCGGUGGUUCAGCGCCGAGUGGCGAGAGGCCAACCCUGCAGAGACAGACCGCAUGAGACAGCUGCUGAGGACGACGACGCGAGAAGGAUACAUCACCUGCUGCCACGCGCUGCGGGACCGCUCGUUCGACCUGCGCCCGCUGCUGAAGCGGGUGGGAUCCUCGGUGGAGAGUGCGUUGCUGGUGGUGGGCGAGCUGGAUGCGAAUCUGCCGACGACGAUGGAGGAGAUGAGGCAGGAAAUCCAGGGCGGGCAGACGAGCGAGGUGCGCCUGGUGGUGAUUCCAAAGGCAGGCCAUGUGCCGGUGAUUGACGGGCGAGAACGGUUUUACGAGGAGGUUUUGCGGUUUAUUGAGAGGCCGUUAGGCAAGAUAUAA
This is a messenger RNA of Rasamsonia emersonii CBS 393.64, 864 nucleotides long. RefSeq lists its product as uncharacterized. The transcript has a single exon. The record is from RefSeq and is a predicted model, not a curated record. Bases 1 to 864 code for a protein of 287 amino acids. NCBI's taxonomy places the organism in Eukaryota, Fungi, Ascomycota, Eurotiomycetes, Eurotiales, Trichocomaceae.